Molecule: messenger RNA, 660 nt
Organism: Cryptomeria japonica (Japanese cedar)
Lineage: Eukaryota; Viridiplantae; Streptophyta; Pinopsida; Cupressales; Cupressaceae
Product: cytochrome P450 94B3-like
Exons: 1
Coding region: 1-660 (219 amino acids)
Molecular function (GO): monooxygenase activity; heme binding; iron ion binding
Source: RefSeq, a predicted model, not a curated record
AUGAAGAGCUUUUUCUCAUUAUCUGUGGACAUGCUCAGUCUCUUAAGCUUUCCUGCCCUUGCCUUGAUUGUUGGUUAUAUAAUCUACCUACUGAUAUGCCAGAGAGACGAUAAUACUGUGCCUGCGUCUUAUCCAAUUGUGGGUUCAUUGUUCGCUUUCCUGAAGAACCGAAGCAGGCUCUCAGAAUGGCUGACGGAGCUUCUCGAACACGCUCCCUUCAACACCAUCACUUUUCAUCGCCCCGGAAUAAAGGUGGUUAUCACGGCCGAUCCAGGCAAUGUGGAACACCUUCUCAAGACCGGUUUUGAAAAUUAUCCCAAGGGCAACUAUUUCAGGCUCCUCCUCAACGAUCUGCUCGGCACCAGAAUUUUCAACACAGACGGUGCUCCCUGGAAAGUGCAGAGGCGAGUAGCCAGUUACGAGUUCAGCACCAACUCUUUGCGCGACUUCAUUGUGGAGAGCGUGCAUAGCGAGAUCACUAAUCGCCUUCUGCCACUGCUCAGAAAAGCUGCUGCCACUAACCAGCCGGGGGAGUUUCGGCUGGAUAUGCAGGACGUCUUCAAGCGAUUUGCCUUCGACAACAUAUGUCAGGUGGCGUUUGGCAUGGACCCCGCUUACCUCGACAUUUCUCUCCCUCUCAGAAUUCGCAGAGGCCUUUGA